Penicillium concentricum is the source of this 510-nucleotide messenger RNA. RefSeq names its product regulator of G-protein signaling domain-containing protein. The transcript has a single exon. Bases 1 to 510 code for a protein of 169 amino acids. NCBI's taxonomy places the organism in Eukaryota, Fungi, Ascomycota, Eurotiomycetes, Eurotiales, Aspergillaceae. The record is from RefSeq and is a predicted model, not a curated record.
AUGCUUAAAAAGAAGACGUUGGCGCCGUCCCUCUUCUUCCGGAACCACACUCCUACCGCAACCCCCGAAUUGUCCCCCACCUCCUCAGACAGCGACUCCGAAGAGGAUAUGGAAUCAUCUGGCUCCCGGCCGGUCAGCCUGGCUAUCUCGUCGGGGGCCUUCUCUAUGCGUCCGACGCUCGACGAGGUGCUGGCCAACAUUGCUCCGCCUCCAUACACAUUGAGCGCCUUCAUGGCCUACCUCUCCCAGAAUCACUGUCUCGAAACCUUGGAAUUCACCAUGGAGGCCAAUCGAUACCGGGAUUCCUACUACGCACUGGCUGAACGACUCGGACACGCCGCUAUGGAAUCGGAAUGCCCCGAGACUCAGCACCUACGGAUGCUUUGGAAACGCCUAUUGGCUGCCUACAUCUUCCCGGGAUCGCCCCGCGAGAUCAACCUGUCGAGCGAAGUCCGAGACGCACUCCUGCAGUACAAGAACGUGUCCGCACCCCCGUACCGGAGACGUUAG